Messenger RNA from Fraxinus pennsylvanica, 1983 nucleotides. The record is from the annotation of a GenBank genome assembly. NCBI's taxonomy places the organism in Eukaryota, Viridiplantae, Streptophyta, Magnoliopsida, Lamiales, Oleaceae.
AUGUGGAUGAAAAGACAGCAAUGCCCAUGUGGAGAUUGGAAAUGCUUUGUAACAUACGAGGGAGAGGCUGACACUGCCAGCAUAUCUUCCUGUUCGGUCAAUAAUGGUUUUGGCUCAUCAGAAUGUAUGGUUGCACCUUAUGUGGGAAUGGUGUUUAAGAAUGACGAUGAAGCGUUUGACUAUUAUGGAAAUUUUGCUAGAAAAAAUGGGUUUUCAAUUAGGAAGGAGAGAUCUAGGUUGAGUCCUCAAUUGGGUGUUUACAAGAGAGAUUUUGUUUGUUAUAGGUCGGGGUUUGCACCUGCGAGGAAGAAACAGACGGGGGAGCAUCAGAGGGAUAGGAAAUCAGUUCGCUGUGGGUGUGAUGCGAAAAUGUACUUGUCGAAGGAGGUUGUAGAUGGGGUUUCUCAGUGGUUUGUUGUGCAAUUUAGUAAUGUGCAUAAUCACGAGCUUUUGGAGGAUGACCAAGUGCGCCUUCUACCAGCUUAUCGUAAAAUUCAGGAGUCAGACCAGGAGAGAAUUCUUUUGCUUUCGAAAGCUGGUUUUCCUGUACACCGUAUAGUUAAGGUUCUUGAGCUGGAAAAGGGAAUUCAAGGUGGUGGACAACUCUCUUUUUUGGAAAGAGAUGUCAGAAACUUUAUUCAGAACCGCAAAAAAGUUGUUCAAGAGAAUGAUGCUUUGCUGACUGAGAAAAGAGAAACUGACUCAAAGGAUCUUCUUGAGGCAUGCAGGACUACUAAGGAGGCUGAUCCAUUCUUUGUCUAUGAUGUUACUGUAGAUGAUAAUGAUAAAGUUGAGAACAUUGCUUGGUCUUUUGGAGACUCGAUUCAUCCGUAUAACAUGUUUGGCGACGUGGAUGAAACCCCCAGCUCAUAUGCUUGGGCUUUACAGGCUUUUCUUCGGUUUACGAAAGGAAGAUAUCCACAAACGAUUAUAACUGAUAUUGACCCUGUGCUCAGAGAGGUCAUAAGAAGUGAAUUGCCUAAUACCAAGCAUUUUAUUUCUUUAUAUAAUAUCCUGCCUAGAGUAUCCAGCUGGUUCUCUCUCCCACUUGGACCAAGGUUCACUGAAUUCAAAUAUGAGUUUGAAGCAUUGUAUCAUUUAGAAAAUACAGAUGAAUUUGAUUAUCGGUGGAAUCAAAUGGUUUCUCAAUUUGGACUGAAUUCGGAUAAGCAUAUAGCUUUGCUCUUUUCUGUCCGGUCGUGUUGGGCGUUAUCUUAUACUAGGGGUUACUUUCUUGCACGAAUAGUUUCGUCAGCAUAUUGGAAAUCUGUAGAUACAUUCUUGAAAGGAGUUUUCAAAGCCGAGACGUGCUUGCGUGGCUUUUUUGAGCAGGUAGGAAUUUCAUCACAUUCUAAAAUCCAGACUCAUGAAGAAGCACAGUAUAUGCAUCUCAAAACUUGCUUACCUAUUGAAGUGCAUGCACGGAAUAUUCUUACCCCUUUUGCAUUUAAUGCAUUACAGCAAGAAAUGGUCUUAUCUACUCAAUAUGCCGCAUCUGAAAUGGCUAAUGGGUCUUAUCUUGUGAGCCACUUCAAGAAGGUAGAUGGAGAACGACUUGUUAUUUGGAUACCAGAAGAUGAGCAAAUUCAUUGUUCUUGUAAGGAAUUUGAGUCAUCAGGAACUUUAUGCAGGCAUGCUCUUCGUGUACUCUUAGUCAAGAACUAUUUUCAACUUCCAGACAAGUAUCUUUUGAACCGAUGGCGGCAAGAAAACUCUCUUGUUUACAAUGGACAAAGUAAACAAAAUAUCAGUGAUGAAUGGUUUCAAGAAUUCAAUUCUCUAACUGGAACUUUGUUUUCUGAAUCAUUGCUGAGUAAAGAGCGUUUUGAUUUUGUUCGUAGAGAACUUACAAAAGAAGUUACUAGACUCAUUAAUUCGGUCGGAUUGUUCGGGUCAAUAGCCUCAUGCUCCAUUUCAUCAUUUGGAAAACCCAAAGAUGAUAUGCUUCAGAUGGAAACUUUAGUUUACUGGCUUUGCGGCUGA